UGGAACUUGGUGGCAGUCUAUGUAAAAUCAAUGGAUUAUGUUUCAGAAUAAUGCUUUUAAAUAUGUAAAUUAAAGCACAUAGGAAUGUAGAGGAAACAGCUAUAUUUUUUAAUACCUUACUUUCCAAAUUAGAAUCAACAUUGGGUAUUGACUCCAAGGCAAUGGGCAUUAAGUGACUUGCCCAGGGUCACAAAGGUAGGAAGUGUUUGAGGGCAGAUUUGAACCUAGGACCUCUCAUCUCUAGUUCUGAUGCUCAAUCCACUGAGCCAUGCAGAUGCCCCAAAAGAACUAUGUUGUAAUGUAGUGGUAGUCUCUCGGUGACCGAGAAUGACAAUGUAUGUUGUAAUAGUCUUUAAAAAAUGAAUAUACAUUACACCCUCUGUGUUCCAGUUUAAAAAGACUAUUUACUAUUUCUCUAAAUCUUACAUAUUUCAUCUCUUUCUAUUUAAGCAGGUUUUCUCUCAUGACUGUAAAGCAUCACUUCCUCCCUUUAACCCAUUAUUUUAACUAGAUGGUGCAAUGGUUAGAGUGUUCAGCCUGAUUUUGGAAUAUUAAAGUUCAAAUAAGCCUUCAGACACUUUUGAGCUAUGUGAUCCAGGGUAAGUCAUUCAACCUAUUAGUCUCAGUUUUCCAAAGUGUAAAAUGAAUAUUAAUUAUUACCUAACAUCUCAUUUCCUCCACACAGGAGCAUAAUAUCACCUAGGAUCCUGUGAGCUUUAAAUGAGAUGUUUUAAAGCUCUUAGCUGAGAGCCUGGAACUUAGUAGACACUUAAAUACUUGUUUCUCUCAUUCUUUAAUGAAUAUUCACAUUUCUAUAAGUGAACCAGCCCAUCAACAAAUACAUAUUAAGAACUUUCUAUGUUCUAAGCAAUGAGCUAAGCAAUGAGUUUAUAAAAUAAAAUCUAUUCUAUCAGGAUUAUAUUAAACUCAUAUACAAACAAUCAUGGGAAGUUUUUCUUAAUAACCUUUGUCAUGACAUCAAAAUUCACCAUGUUUUAAAAAGUAUUUAAAGGCUAUCUUAACUCAAGUAGAAUAUGUGCUUCCUGGGAGUGGGAACUAUUUUCAUUUUUGUUGUAUUCCAGAACCUAGAAGAAUUCCCAGAAUGUGGUAGGAGAUAAAGAUUAUGUUAAAAUGGGGUGGGGGAGAAUAAGAGCUCUACACAGCUUCUGUGCUAAGAAAUGUGCAAACAUAAUAGCUCUUAUGCUGCAUUUAAGACAGUACAUAUGAUGAGAAAAGCAACAAUCUUGAAGAUGUUCAAUGUGUGAUCCUGGAUGCCAAAUUGAGCCUCAGUGUUCACAACUACAAAAUGAGAAUGAUAAUCUUGGCACUGCUUAUUACACAUGGUUAAUUUAAAGGAGGGAAAUAGUCAAUUACAAAAAUCAAAGCAAAACAAAAACAUUGGAACUUAUUCAUUAUCAUUAGCAAUGAUGAAAGCAGUGAAGAGAGGAAGAAAGGUUGCAUCUAACUGGGCUAUUAUCUCUGAUCCCCCAUUUAGACUCAUGGAAUAAAUGGCUGCAAUUAAUUUCACUAGGGUGACUGAGUUCAUUCUCUUGGGGAUCACUGAGAAGACGGAACUGAAGAUGCCUCUCUUUGUGAUAUUCUUGUUCAUCUAUGUGUUCACAGUGGUGGGCAAUCUGGGUCUCAUCACAGUCAUCAGAAUGGACUCACGACUAAAAACUCCAAUGUAUUUCUUCUUAAGUCACCUGGCAUUUGUAGAUUUCUGUUAUUCUUCUUCAAUUACACCUAAAAUGUUGGGGAAUUUUUUAUAUGAAAAAAAUAUAAUCUCUUUCUAUGCAUGUGCUACUCAACUAGGUUGUUUUAUUAACUUCAUGAAUGCAGAAUGCUUGCUUCUAGCUUCCAUGGCCUAUGAUAGAUAUGUGGCUAUUUGUAACCCUUUACUUUAUAUGGUUUUGAUGCCCCCUAAAGUCUGUAUUCAGCUUGUAGCUGCUCCCUACAUCUACAGUUUUGUGGUAGCACUCUACCAUGUUAUCCUUACCUUCCGCCUAUCUUUCUGUGGCUCUAACAUCAUCAACCAUUUCUAUUGUGAUGAUAUGCCCCUCUUGAGACUGUCCUGCUCUGACACACAUUUCAAACAAAUAUGGAUUUUUGCUUGUGCAGGAAUCAUGCUUAUUGCUUCCUUUUUGGUUGUCUUUGUUUCCUACAUGUAUAUUAUCUCUGCAAUUCUAAAGAUAAAAUCGGCCGAAGGUAGGCGUAAAGCCUUCUCUACCUGUGGCUCACACAUGGUGGCUGUCACUAUUUUCUAUGGAACCCUGAUCUUUAUGUACUUACAGCCAAGCUCAAACCAUUCCCUUGAUACAGAUAAGAUGGCCUCUGUCUUUUACACAGUGAUCAUCCCCAUGUUGAAUCCUUUGAUCUACAGUCUAAGAAACACAGAGGUGAAGGAUGCCUUGAAGAAGGCCUUAAGCAAUAGCAAUUAUGUCCUCAUUUUAAUUCAGUCAAAAAAGUGACUUAAACUUAAUUUUUAAGUUAUCUUAAUUAUUCAAACAUUGAAAAACCAUAAUGAAAAGAAAUGACAUAUGUGCAUAGAAUAUUAGGGCUAGAAGAGGCUUUGAAAAUCAUCCAGUUCAAUUCUCACUCAGUUCACCAACACAUAAAAGAUGCUAGAGAAUCAAUCUUGAAAGGGCUCAACUUGAUCUAAUCUCCAAACACAAUGUGUAUUUGUUUGUUUUAAAAUAUUAUCUUGCUAUUAACUUUUAUGUAUUUUUACAUCAACUCAAUUCCAGUUCCUCCCUUCCUCAUUUUUUAAUCCAAACCAUGUAAUUGAUUUUUAACCCUUCAGAAACAUGACAAUGUUUUCAUCAAGAAUGAGAAAAAAGUUCAACAUCAACAAUCAACAAUGUCUGACAAUAUAUGCAGUAUUCUACCUCAUUGUUUUCUGUAUCUUCAAUGAGUA
This is a messenger RNA of Monodelphis domestica (gray short-tailed opossum), 2914 nucleotides long. The record is from RefSeq and is a predicted model, not a curated record. Lineage: Eukaryota; Metazoa; Chordata; Mammalia; Didelphimorphia; Didelphidae.